AUGUCAUCCUUGUCGUGGUCAGCGGACCUCCUGUGGCAGGCGCGCGGCGGCGGUGUCUUCGACGUCGGGCAGGGCAGCGCCGCGCUGAUACUCGCGUCGUACCCGGUGCUCCUGCUCCUCGUCCUCAUCUCCGCGUUCAUCAGGUACGUGUGGAUCGUGCUGGCGCUCUACUGCCCGAUCUUGUUCGUGCUAUCCUACACCGGCCGCUUGCUCGCCGGGCCGGUGGUGUUCGUGCACGACGAGGCCACAGCGGGCUUCCAGCGGGGAGGUCUACCACAGGCGUCCAUUGCGGCCAUCCCGACGUUCGUGUACGGUGCCGCAGAUUCUUCUGGUCCCAGCGACGGCCAGGCCCAGUGCGCGGUGUGCCUGGAGGCUCUGUCCGGUGGGGAGAAUGUGCGGCCGCUGUCAGUGCGCGCGCACACAUUCCAUGCAGGGUGCAUCGACAUGUGGUUCUACUCUCAUGCGACAUGCCCGGUCAGCCGGUGCCAUGUGGAGCCGCAGAAGGCUGACAAAAUGUCGCCAUUUCUGCCAGAGUCGGCUCUGCCGCCGGUGUAG
Messenger RNA from Triticum dicoccoides, 555 nucleotides. Its product is annotated as E3 ubiquitin-protein ligase ATL41-like. The record is from RefSeq and is a predicted model, not a curated record. The coding region runs from base 1 to 555 and encodes 184 amino acids. NCBI's taxonomy places the organism in Eukaryota, Viridiplantae, Streptophyta, Magnoliopsida, Poales, Poaceae. The transcript has 2 exons.